AUGAAACAAGUUAUUAAUGUUUUGAAGGAAUGGGUGAAGAUGCAACCGCACUUUAAGAAGAAAGAUUUUGCCGAUUCUUAUCUGGAGAGAUGCAUCGUGGCAUCUAAAGGGUCAGUAGAGAAGGCGAAAAUUCGUUUGGACAAAAUUUGCACCAUGAGAACUCUAAUGCCUGAAUUCUUCGAAAAUAUCGAUAUAGCGAAAGAUUGUAAGGAACUGUUUGAUACAGUCAUCUUGACCAUCUGCCCGAAAUUAACGAAGGAACAUCAAAGAGUCUUCGUAAUUAAAACCUACAGGAAUGUUACUCACUCAAAUCUAAUUACUUUGUUUUACAAAUAUGGAGUAUAUCAAGGGUAUGGCCUAAAAAUAAAAGGUAUUCAUAUAGUAUCAGAUUCCAAAGGCGUUGAUAUUUUUGUCAAUAUCAUCAAGCAAUUAUUAAAGACCAAGCUGGCCAGUCGAAUUUCGACUCAUAAGACGUUUGAGGAGGUACAUGACAUUGUAGGAAAAGAGGUGUUACCAGUAGAAUUGGGAGGAUACGAAAAAUCUAUCAAAGAAAUUCAUGAUGACUGGCUGUCUGAAUUAUCAAAGAAAGAAAAUAUCGAUUAUAUGCGUGAAAUGAACAAGGCAGGUGUUGAUGUAACGCUUCGGCCAAGACACAAUCUCAACGAUGAUUACGUCGGUAUGCCCGGAACCUUUAGAGUUUUAAGUGUAGACUAA
Molecule: messenger RNA, 714 nt
Organism: Zerene cesonia (dogface butterfly)
Lineage: Eukaryota; Metazoa; Arthropoda; Insecta; Lepidoptera; Pieridae
Exons: 5
Coding region: 1-714 (237 amino acids)
Cellular component (GO): membrane
Molecular function (GO): phosphatidylinositol bisphosphate binding
Source: RefSeq, a predicted model, not a curated record